This is a messenger RNA of Cylindrotheca closterium, 867 nucleotides long. Lineage: Eukaryota; Bacillariophyta; Bacillariophyceae; Bacillariales; Bacillariaceae. The record is from the annotation of a GenBank genome assembly.
AUGAAUCCAACACUCUUAUCCGGCCAGGAAAUGGACGAAGGAUUGGAGGAGAUGUGGACGGAGUCCGUUCAAAACAUAUCUCGAAUCAACCCCGCUACCGAAAACUGGAAAAUACAAACGCUACCACUUGCAAGGAUCAAGAAAAUUAUGAAGAGUGAAGAGUUCAUUCUUCAAGAGCUCGAAAAAGAAAAGCAGCAGAAAGCAGCAGAAGAGGGUCAACCUGUCGAGUCUGAAAAGAGUGGGGUGAAAUUCAUGAUCUCUGGAGAAGCUCCGGUGUUGAUGAGCAAAGCAUGCGAGCUUCUAAUCAGAGAUAUUUCGUUUCGAGCUUGGCGACAUACGGAACGGAAUAGACGGAGGACGCUCCAACGGCAGGACUUGCACGCUGCUGUAGGUGAAAGCGAGGUUUAUGAUUUCCUCAUAGAUAUUGUGCCACGAGUGUCAACAUCAAAAUCAGCUACAUCAGAUGCCACUGUUGUGAACGCACAGGCGAUGGCACCUCAGAUUCCACCGGGAUUGCCACAUAUGGCAGGACUACCACCAGUCGCACAGCCAAUGGCAGCCCCACCCCCUGUUGCGCAGACGAUGAACGCUCUAAUGGAUAACAAUGCCAUGCAACAAAUGCAGCACAAUACAGCCACCCCGCAACCACAACAGUUGCAACAAGGCAUGGUUCAACAAUUUGCAGACCAGCAACAACCACAGCAUUUUCAGUCAUUCAUAUCUGUUCCACAACUGCCGAGUGACAACGGCCAGGGGUCUCAAUUGACCACGAGCAACGGGCCAUCUGCUACGCAGGCACCACAGGGAAUCCCACAAUGGAUGGCACAGCCUGUCGCCAAUACUACGAACACAUCACAGCCGGGGUAG